UUUGUUGAACGUUGAAACGUUUGUAAAAGUAUAUUUAUUCAUGCAAGAUUUCAACCGUAGUGAAGAAAAACAUGUCAACAAUCGUCUAUCAAGAAACCAACACCUGCCCGGUGCGUGCGGCACCUAAUUGCAUCUAAUUUUAGAACCUUAUCCAAACAUAUCGCGACCAAACAUAUGCAUACACUAUCGCGACACACUUCCGGUUUCUGGCAAUAGUGUGUCGAUCGUGCGAUCGCCGUAAUGGUGCGAUGGUGAAGCUCAUGCGUACGAUUGUCUUACGAUUUGUCGGUAUUUGCGUGUUCGCCUUGAUUGCAGUGGCACUGCUAAUUGGUGGCCUUCCAACCGCAUUGGAUCCGAGCUGCAAGUGUGAAGAAAGCCGAGAACGUGAUUUGCAGCAUGAGCAGUUCCACCGGAGCUUCCGGCAACUCGAGCAGCCCACCGACCGGAAGAAGCUGGCGAUAGUGGUUCCGUUUCGUGACCGAUUCGACGAGCUGCUACAGUUUGCACCCCACAUGGCCACGUUUUUGCGCAAACAGAACAUCCCGUUUCACAUCAUCGUCGUGAACCAGCACGAUCGGUAUCGAUUCAAUCGUGCGUCGCUGAUAAACAUCGGCUUCCUGCAGGCCCAGGAGGAAUACGAUUAUUUUGCCAUGCAUGAUGUCGAUCUGCUGCCGCUCAACGAUAACCUGCGGUACGAUUUUCCCGCCGAAGGUCCGCUCCACAUCUCCGGACCCGAGUAUCAUCCGAAGUAUCAUUAUGCCGCGUUCAUCGGUGGCAUACUGCUGCUGCGGAUGGAACACUUUGCCCAACUGAAUGGCAUGUCCAACCGGUACUGGGGCUGGGGGCUGGAAGACGACGAGUUUUACGUGCGCAUCAAAGAAGCCGGCCUAGAGGUGCACCGUCCCAAAAACAUAACGACCGGAACGAACAACACCUUCCAACACGUGCACGAUCGGGUGCACCGCCGGCGCGACACGACCAAGUGCUUUAAUCAGCGGGAAGUGACCCGAAAGCGUGAUCGAGAAACGGGGCUCAAUACGCUGAAAUACUCGGUGCACAGCCGCCGCGAGCUAACCAUCGAUGAUGUGCCGGUGACGGUGUUGAACGUGCAUCUUUUCUGCGAUAAACAAAAAACUCCCUGGUGCGAGUGUGACACCACGGCGAACAAUCUGACGGAGAAGAUACCGAAAAAGAAGCCCCGAUAGUAACCCCGU
Molecule: messenger RNA, 1214 nt
Organism: Anopheles bellator
Lineage: Eukaryota; Metazoa; Arthropoda; Insecta; Diptera; Culicidae
Gene: beta4GalT7
Product: beta-1,4-galactosyltransferase 7
Exons: 2
Coding region: 249-1205 (318 amino acids)
Biological process (GO): carbohydrate metabolic process; proteoglycan biosynthetic process
Molecular function (GO): xylosylprotein 4-beta-galactosyltransferase activity
Source: RefSeq, a predicted model, not a curated record